CACGAAUGUAGCUUUUGAUGCAUUAAUACAAAGUCUUAAAUAUUCUUUUACAUUAUACAAACAUCUUUUACUCAUUGAUUGUUCACCCAAAAAUCUGAAAUGCAUCCUCUGUUUCUCCCUUCUUCUUCCUCUGCUCUGUUUCUACUUCUUCUCCUCCUCCUAACUCUACAAACCCUAACAUCCAUCUCUCUCUCUCAGCCGGAACUUCUCCGUUCACCGGAAAAGUGCGGAAACUUCUCCAUCUCCUUCCCUUUCCAUCUCUCCUCCUCCUCCUCUACCUCCGUCGCUUUCCGACUCUCCUGCGCAAACUCAUCAACUCUGUUCCUCCACAUAAACAACCAAACCUACCGAAUCAUCGAGUUCUUCACCGACGGUCUCCUCGUAGACUUCCCUUCAUCUCCUUCUUGUCGCCAGUUCAACGACCUACGCUCUUUCCCAUUCUCCACAAACCAAUUCUUCUCCAUCUCUUUCGAAAACAUCAUCGGUCUCUACGACUGUGAAGACUCCUCUCUCUGUAAAGCCGGCUGUGAAACCAACGAUCUCUUUGGUUGCGACGGCAGAGAAGAAGACGAAACCAAUGGCGGAGAUAUCGGAUGCUGCUAUCCACUUUCCGAUCACAGCGCGUGGCGUGCCGGCGACGAUUUCUCUGUAUUUGGUAAAUACGGAUGCAGAGGAUUCUCUUCGUGGGUUGUGCCGAGAGGAACCAACAGAGGAAAACGAGGAGUUAAGUUAGAGUGGGCGAUUCCGAGAAACUCCUCGGAGGCUAUUUGUGAUCGUGAGGCUGAAACUGUUAACGCUACGUCCAUUCAAGGAAGUGUUCGUUGUGUAUGCCGAGAUGGCUUCGUCGGCGAUGGUUUCAUCCAUGGAACAUCUUGCUUAAAGUCUUGCUACAGAGACGGGAAGGAAGUGUAUGGAGACAAAUGCGAGAUCAAGAAACACAACGGGAAGAAACUCACCGUUUUAGCCGGUUACAACAAGACUCGUCUCUUCACAUACCGUGAGCUUGAAGAAGCCACAAAAGGGUUUCAAGAUUCGCAUAAACUCACACAAGGCAAAACCGGAACAAUCUACUCAGGGAAUCUAACAAACGGGACACGCGUGAUCGUCCACAAGGUUCUCUGCCAAAACCAGAUUGAGUUCUUGGAGGUUUCGUCUCAGAUUGAUCAUCUAUCCGCGGUUUUGCAUAGAAACCUCGCCAGAGUCAUAGGCUUCUGUAUGGAUAUUGGAUAUAGUCCACUCGUUGUGUACGAGUAUCCUGUAAACGGAUCGCUUGAAGAUCGAUUGCUUCUAGGGCUUGAUUGGUGCAAAAGAGUUAACAUUGUAGCUGAAGUCGCUGGUUUGCUCGCUUUACUUCAAUACGAGAACUAUCCACCGAUUCUACACAACAACAUUGCUUGUGGUUGCAUCUUCUUAGACGAAGACUUUCAAGCUAAAGUCACAGGCUUUGGAUUACAGAGGAAACAGAGGAUUGAUAGCACUAUGUACGAUUUCGCGGUUUUGCUUCUGGAGAUUGUGAGUGGAUCAAAACAGAGAGAAGAGACGGUGACUCAAGCGUUGCAGAGGAUCAGAAGCGGCAAGCUUGAAGAAAUCGUGGAUCCUUCUUUGUAUUUUCAUGAGCAGCCGGUGGCGUUUAGAGAGCAGAUUGCUUUAGUUGCUGAUAUCGCGACUAGGUGCGUUUUGUUUGGUGGUGAUGGGAAAUUUGGGAUGGUUGAUGCGGCUAGAGAGCUGUUGCAGAUCGCUGGGAAUAACGGUGGAAGCGGUUGCGAUAAGAAAGGAGAUGGAAUUGAGGAAACGUUUUCGAAUUCGAGUUUGCUUCAGAUGAUUUCUAUUCACGAUUAUAACAACGUGCAAGGCAAAGAGAAUGCAAGAAACACCUUAAACAAAAUCUCAACAAUCAUCUUGACAAAGAAAUUUGUGAUUGGUAAUGAUCAACAGAUGAGUGAAGAAACGUAUGAAGAAACUCAGGAAUCAAGUCAAUCUCCACGCCCAGUUCCAAAACUCAACGAGAGGAUUCUCUCUACUCUAUCAAGGAGAUCUGUAGCUGCACAUCCAUGGCACGACCUUGAGAUAGGUCCUGAAGCUCCAUUGGUCUUCAAUGUGGUUAUUGAGAUCACAAAGGGAAGCAAGGUGAAAUAUGAACUGGACAAAAAGACCGGUCUUAUCAAGGUUGACCGGAUCUUGUACUCAUCGGUCGUUUAUCCUCACAACUACGGAUUCAUCCCCCGGACAUUGUGUGAAGACAACGAUCCUCUUGAUGUUCUUGUCCUUAUGCAGGCAAACAAGAAGAACGAGAACAAGAAGGUCGCUGUGAACGAUUUCUUGCCAUCAGAGAGCGCACAUGAAGCAAUCCAGUACUCCAUGGAUCUAUACGCUGAGUAUAUUCUCCAUUCCUUGAGGAGAUGA
Molecule: messenger RNA, 2403 nt
Organism: Thlaspi arvense
Lineage: Eukaryota; Viridiplantae; Streptophyta; Magnoliopsida; Brassicales; Brassicaceae
Source: the annotation of a GenBank genome assembly